GGUUACCGUAGUGACGUCACGGGCGAACAUUUUUGAAUCGUUUCUAUGAAACUCAUGCUUUGAAUAUUGAGAAGCAUUAAUAGCUCGUAUUUCUGCUGUCUGGGGUGAUAUACGCCUGAAAACAACCAUGAACGUCCAGCCUUCAAACCCGAAUAACCCGAUAGUGUUUUUCGACGUCACUAUCGGAGGACAAGAAGUGGGCAGAAUGAAGAUAGAGCUUUUUGCUGACAUUGUUCCAAAGACUGCGGAAAAUAUUCGGCAGUUCUGUACCGGUGAAUUCAAGAAGGACGGUGUUCCUGUAGGCUAUAAAGGUUGCACAUUUCAUCGGGUGAUAAAAGACUUCAUGAUUCAGGGUGGUGAUUUUGUCAAUGGUGAUGGCACUGGUAUCUGCAGUAUCUACAGGGGACCGUUUGCAGAUGAGAACUUCAGAAUGAAACACUCUGGCCCAGGACUCUUGUCAAUGGCAAACAGUGGACCAGGAACAAAUGGCUGUCAGUUUUUUAUUACAUGCACAAAGUGUGACUGGUUGGAUGGAAAGCAUGUGGUAUUUGGCAAAGUGGUGGAUGGUUUGCUUGUCAUGAGAAAAAUUGAGAAUGUACCAACAGGACCCAACAACAAGCCCAAGCUGCCCAUUGUCAUUGCCCAGUGUGGAGAAAUGUGAUGUAUUCCUUUACUAUUACACACCAGAGAAGACACAUGGCUUUUGCUUUGAAGAAAACAGACAAGCUAUUUUGGAUGACUAACUAAUCAUCAUCUCCAUUGCAAAUCACAUGAUUUUUAUAUGGGUAAUUUUGUGAAAUUGCCUGAUUAUUUGUGAAAAAGUUUGUAGUUUUAUAUUGUUCAACGUACGUUACAGCAAAAAUGCAUGAACCUGUCACUGAUUCAAAGCAGAUUUCAAGAUUAGCAUAUCUGACUCUGUCUUUUAUUAACAUUUGCAUAUAUGACCAAACUUGAAAUUCAAUAUAGAAACAUGCAUUCUUUGUACAUUCUAAAGGACAAGGCUUUUAUUUUUGCCUUUAGAAAUGGCCUUAUUAUGACUGUUGAGGGUUAAACUUUAAAUAAACGUUGACCUAUGUUCUUUUUUUUUAA
Molecule: messenger RNA, 1089 nt
Organism: Labeo rohita (rohu)
Lineage: Eukaryota; Metazoa; Chordata; Actinopteri; Cypriniformes; Cyprinidae
Gene: ppih
Product: peptidylprolyl isomerase H (cyclophilin H)
Exons: 9
Coding region: 128-661 (177 amino acids)
Biological process (GO): protein peptidyl-prolyl isomerization; protein folding
Cellular component (GO): intracellular membrane-bounded organelle
Molecular function (GO): peptidyl-prolyl cis-trans isomerase activity
Source: RefSeq, a predicted model, not a curated record